Macrosiphum euphorbiae (potato aphid) is the source of this 315-nucleotide messenger RNA. NCBI's taxonomy places the organism in Eukaryota, Metazoa, Arthropoda, Insecta, Hemiptera, Aphididae. The record is from the annotation of a GenBank genome assembly.
AUGGACAUCCAAAAUAAUCCACCUACCCGCGAAGUUGUUGACGGCGGCGGCAGGUCACCUAGCCGCAAUGACGGCGGCAUACCACCUAGCGCGAUGACUGCAGCAGGAGGUCACUUAGCCGCGACGACGGCCAUCGGCGCCGCGACUACGGCAGCAGGAGGUCGCCGUCAAACACCGACACAAACUCAAGUCGGCGCAGCUUGUCACCGGUGUCAUCCGGCCACCCCUUGCAACGGGGUGGCCGUGGUGGCAAGGCAAAUCGACCAGGACGCGGUUGGUCUGGGGCAAAAAGAAAUCCAAACAUGCAAAUGGUGA